GUGUGCCAGAGGUCCGGGUUGUCCCGGAGGUGGGGAUGUGCUGGAUUUGUCCCCGGUGUCCCCCCAGCCCGUAGACACGCGCUGCAGGUACCCACCAUCGGAAGCUUUUCCAGGCGCUGGAAAACACGGGGGUCAAGCUCGGCUCCGGGUCUGAGCCUGCGGCUCCCAGCCUGCGUCCCGUGUGCGACGCCCCGGCCCCAGCCGAGCGGGAUGAAGCUUCUGGUUCCCGUCGCCUUCCUGGCCGCGCUGGCGGCGGCGCUGGGACACCCCGACCCCGCGCUGGACUGGCACUGGCAGCUCUGGAAGAAAACCUACGGCAAGGAGUACGGCCACGAGAAAGAGGAAGGGGACCGGCGCGCAACGUGGGAGAGGAACCUGCGACUGGUGACGCUGCACAAUCUGGAGCAGUCCCUGGGGCUGCACUCCUACCAGCUGGGCAUGAACCGCCUCGCAGACAUGACCAGGGAAGAAGUGGCAGCUUUGUUGACCGGACUCAACGUUGUCCCUCGGCCAAACCGGACCUCCACGUCCCGACCGCAGCCCGGCAGCCGACUCCCGGCCACGGUGGACUGGAGGGAGAAGGGAUGUGUCACGGACGUGAAGAACCAGGGCGCCUGUGGAUCGUGCUGGGCGUUCAGCGCCGUGGGAGCCCUCGAGGCCCAGGUGAAGCUGAAGACGGGGAAGCUGGUGUCCCUGAGCCCCCAGAACCUCGUUGACUGCUCCAUGAUGUACGGGAACAAGGGCUGCAGCGGAGGUUACAUAACCGGCGCUUUCCAGUACAUCAUCGACAACCAAGGGAUUGACUCGGACGAGUCCUACCCCUACACGGCUCAGAACGGGACGUGCCAAUACGACGCUUCCGCGCGAGCCGCCACUUGCUCCAAGUACAUCGAGCUCCCCUACGCCGACGAAGCAGCCCUGAGAGAUGCUGUAGCCAACAUCGGACCUGUCUCCGUCGCCAUCGACGCCGCCCAGCCCACCUUCUUCUUGUACAGGUCAGGUGUGUACGAUGACCCCCGGUGCACCCAGGAGGUGAAUCACGCAGUGCUCGUGGUUGGCUACGGCACCCUGAACGAUAAGGAUUACUGGCUUGUGAAAAACAGCUGGGGCGUGAGUUUUGGCGAGGAGGGCUACAUCCGCAUGGCGAGGAACCACGCGAACCACUGCGGGAUCGCCAGUUACGCCUCUUACCCGCUGGUAUAGACGGACCCCGCGCGUCCGGGAGGACUCCCGAGGCUGCAGUUAAACCCCCGACGCUACGCUCGCAUGGAUCGACUGACCAAGAAUCGUUUUUUGGCUCUGUGGGCAAUGUCCUUCUGUUAGAUCCGCUUGUGUGACAGGCUGGGAGGGAGCCCUUGGCGUGGGAGGAUUUUGGAAUAUGAUUUACAGGCGCCUAGUGACUUGUUUUUUGGGGAAAAAAAAAAAAAAGUUGUGUUGUUUUUUUUUCAGAGUAAAAUUGUGGUAACUCCAAAUAUGACAAAGAUCAUCUACAGUUUGAGAUCACGUUUUCCUCUCUCCAGUUUAGCACUGAUACGAUGCCACGGGUGUGAUUUGAUCUCUGUGCAAUGUCGAUGCAAUUGCAGAUAUCCUUUGAAAAAAAUAA
Messenger RNA from Athene cunicularia (burrowing owl), 1603 nucleotides. It is a transcript of the gene CTSS, whose product is annotated as cathepsin S. Gene Ontology annotation, cellular component: lysosome. Gene Ontology annotation, biological process: immune response. The transcript is spliced from 9 exons. The record is from RefSeq and is a predicted model, not a curated record. Gene Ontology annotation, molecular function: cysteine-type endopeptidase activity. Bases 211 to 1203 code for a protein of 330 amino acids. Lineage: Eukaryota; Metazoa; Chordata; Aves; Strigiformes; Strigidae.